AUGUCCGAUUCUCCUACGAACCAAGGCUACAAGCUCGGUGUGGAUGUCGGUGGUACCUUCACCGACGUCUACAUCUUCACCCCGCACGGUCAGACGGUCCGGGCGAAGGUCCCCACGACCAUCCCGGAUCAGAGUGUGGGCAUCCAGAAUGGCAUCACCAAAGCCCGUCAACUGCUGAAAGAGCGGUUCGACUGGUCGGGGACUUUCCAGUUCAUCCACCACGGCACCACCACGGCCACCAAUGCCGUGCUCGAGGGCAAAGGCGCCCGCACCGGCCUGGUCGUCACCUCCGGCCACAAGGAUAUCCUCGCCCUGCGUCGCUCCCAGAUCCCCGGCGGGCUGGGAGCCUGGCUGAACUUCACCCCGCCCGAUCCCGUGGUGCCGCUGGAGCGCGUCGUGCAGUGCACCGAGCGCAUGUCGGUGCACGGCGAGCCCGUGACCGACGUUGACGUGGAGGGCUUACGGCACAGCCUGCAGGCGCUGGUCCGCCAGCGGCCCGAGGCCGUGGCUAUCUCGCUGCUGAACUCGCAUAGCAACGACGCUCACGAGCGCAUCGUCGCCCGCGUCGUCCAGGAGGAGCUGGGCCCCGAUGUCGCCGUCAUCUGCUCGGCCGACGUGCUCCGCGAGGUGGGCGAGUACGAGCGCACCGUGACCACGUGCACCAACGCCCUAGUAAAGCCCGUCGUGCAGACCUACCUGCGUAACCUGUCCGAAAAGCUGGCCCCCGAGAGCGACACCAUCCGCGUGUUGAAGAGUGACGGCGGGCUGACCAGCCUGGCGCUGGCCGGUGAGCUGCCCGUCAACAUCCUCAUGUCCGGCCCCGCCGGUGGCGCCAAGGGCGUGGCCGAUGUCGUGGCCCACAGCACCCCCUACAAGAACCUCAUCACCCUCGACAUGGGUGGCACCUCCACCGACUGCGCCCUCAUCUACAACGGCCAGCCGCAGCUGCGCCGGGAGACCGUCGUCGAGAACCUGUCGGUGCGCUCGCCCGCCGUCGAUAUCCACACCGUCGGCGCGGGCGGCGGCUCCAUCACCACCUACAUGGAACUGACCGAGACGCUGCGCGUCGGGCCCGAGAGCGCGGGCGCCGCACCCGGACCGGCCUGCUACGGCAAGGGCGGCCGCCAGGCAACGGUCACCGAUGCCAACCUGGUCCUGGGCUACCUGCCCAAGACGCUGCUGGGCGGCGAAUUUGCGCUGGACGUGCAGGCGGCCGUGGCUGCUGUCGAGGACAUCGCCACCCAGAUGAAGCUUCCCGUCCCCCAGACCGCCGAGGACAUCAUCACCAUCAUCAACGAGACCAUGUACGGCGCUCUGCGCCUGGUGUCGGUCGAGCAGGGCUACGACCCGCGCGAAUUCGCCCUGGUGGCCUUCGGUGGCGCCGGACCGCUGCACGCCAACGCCGUCGGCGAGCUGCUGGGCGCCUGGCCUGUCAUCGUCCCGCCGUCGCCGGGUAUCCUUUGCGCACAGGGCGACGUGACCACCAAGCUGAGCCACGAACAAUCAACCACCUUCAUCCGCCUGAUCACCGAGACCACCGCCGAGGACGCUCGCGCCCGGUACGCCGCCCUGGAGGCGCAGUGCCGCGAGACGCUGCAGCGGACUGCCGGCGAGAGCGGCCCCACCGAGUGGACGUCCAAGUACCAGGCGGACCUGCGGUACAAGGGACAGGCGCUCACCAUCACCGUCGACCUGGACGCCGCCGAGCUGGCGGCCCUCGACACCCCCGGCUGGCACGGCGGCCUGCGGGCCAAGUUCGACCGCCAGCACCAGCAGCUGUUCACCUACACGCUGCCGGACUUUGAGCUGGAGCUCAUGCGUCUGGGCGUCGUGCUGGAGGACGCCUCCCCCGGCAUCGACAUCCCCCAGGUGGGCGCUGCGGCGUCGCCGGCUCCGCCCGCGGAGGCCCGGGUCGGGGAGCAGACGAUCAUUGUGCGCGGCGUGGAGCAGACGGCGACGCUGUGGGACCGACAGAGCAUCACCCAGCAGGGCGUGCGCGUCGACGGACCCUGCAUCAUCACGGAGAUGGACAGCAACACGCUGAUCCUGCCGGGCUACUACGGCGAGAUCGACGCCAUCGGCAACAUCCUCAUUCAGCCGGUGGACCACAAGCCCCGGGACGCGGUGGAGUCGCACACCCCCGAGACGGCGGGCGAGCUCGUCCGCAGCACGCCGCUGAUCCCCACGCUGGUGGGAGCGGCGCUGGGAUCGAUCCGCGGUGAGAUGGACAAGAUGAUGCUGCGGUGCAGCAUGUCGCCGGCGAUCCGCGAGCAACAGGACGAGUUCAACGUGAUCACGAACUCGGCGGGCAAGAUGCUGGUCGGCCAGUUCGGCAGCUUCAUCACGCAGUUCCUCGAAAUCUGGCACGGCACGAUCGAGGAGGGCGACAUCUUCGUGACCAACGACACGUACCAGGUGCAGGGAGCCAUCAGCCAUCUCAACGACCUCAUCGUGUUGCUGCCCAUCUUCCACGAGGGCCAAAUCAUCGGCUGGGCGUCACAGUUCGGCCAUCUGACGGACGUGGGCGGCAUGGUACCCGGCAGCAUGUCGAUCAACUCCACCUCGGUCUUCGACGACGGCGUCCAGGUGCCGUGCGUCAAGUUGUACGCGCGCGGCGUGCUCAACGCAGACCUGAUCGAGCUGCUGGCGCGCAACUCGCGCCAGCCCGCCUGGUACCGCUCCGACCUCAGCGCGCUGGUGGCGGCCUGCACCAUGGCAGCGACGCGCGUGCGCGAGCUGGCGGCCCGCUUCGGCCGCGAGGUCUACCUGGCGGCGUGCGCCGAGCUGCUGCAUCGCAACCGGGCGGGGCUAGCCAAGAUCGUCGAGCGACAGUUCGACGACCUGGAGAGCCGGUUCACCGACUUCGUCGACGACGACGGGCACGGGGUCGGUCCGUGGGCGCUGUCGUGCUCGAUGCGCAAGAUCGACGGGAACCGGCUGCGCUUCGACUGGUCGGGCACGUCGCCGCAGAGCACGCACAGUAUCAACUUCUACCUGUCCGAGACCAUGUUCCGCAUGUUCAUCGGAUACUACCUCAUCGCCGCGGCGGCGCCGGGCACGGUCAUCAACGACGGCUUCCACGACCUGGUCGACGUGUACAUCCCCGAGGGCACGGUGCUCAAGCCUGUGCGGCCGGCGCCCAUCUCGUGCCGCACGCACCUGAUGGGUCGCACGCUGGACAUCGUCCAGGCGCUGAUCGGCCAGAAGCACGACGCCUACCAGGCGGCCGCCGGCUUCAGCGACUCGCCGCACUUCUUCUACUCGGGCUUCAAGCCCGACGGCGAGUGGUACCAGCUGUACCAGAUCGGGUUCGGCGGUGUGCCCGCGCGCCAGGCAGGCGACGGACCCGACUGCCACUGCCUCUUCCCAGCCAUCAAGUCGAUCCCGACCGAGAGCAUCGAGCUCAACUACCCGCUCCGCAUCGAGGCCAACGAGAGCAUGGCCGACAGCGGCGGGCCGGGCUUCUACCGCGGCGGGAACGCCCAACGCACCCUCUACCGCUUCCUGGCCCGCGGUGAGUUCAGUCUGCACGACGACCGCUGGUUCACCAAGCCCUGGGGACUGAAGGGCGGCAAGCCGGGCUCGCGCUCGCGCAAGGUGCUGUACCGCCACUCGCAGUCCGCCACCAACCCGCCCACGGAGAUCCUGCCGUCCAAGUGCGACCACGUCCGCGUCGACCCAGGCGACCUGCUCGAGUGGGUGACCUGGGGCGGCGGUGGUCUGGGCGAUCCCCUGACCCGGCCGGCCGAGAAGGUCGCCCUCGAGGUCAGCCGCCACCUGGUGACCUUCGACGGUGCGCGCCAGGGCUAUGGCGUCGUUGUCACCGAAGACUAUAAGGUCGACACGGCCGCCACCGACGCGCUGCGCACGGAGAUGCGUCUGGAGCGCGCCCAGCUGGGCGAGCCCCCGGUCUACGACCGCGGUGGCACCAUCGAGGAGCUGCGCCAGUCGUGUCUGGCCGAGACGGGUCUGGAGCCGCCGUUGCCGCAGUGGGAGGUGGAUGUGUAUGGACCGCACUCUGGGGUGCCGUACGUGCGACAAUGGUACGAUGAGAUGAAGACUAAGAACGGGUGGGAUCUGUAA
Messenger RNA from Aspergillus candidus, 4083 nucleotides. Its product is annotated as Hydantoinase/oxoprolinase-domain-containing protein. The coding region runs from base 1 to 4083 and encodes 1360 amino acids. Gene Ontology annotation, molecular function: 5-oxoprolinase (ATP-hydrolyzing) activity. The record is from RefSeq and is a predicted model, not a curated record. The transcript has a single exon. Gene Ontology annotation, biological process: glutathione metabolic process. Gene Ontology annotation, cellular component: cytosol. NCBI's taxonomy places the organism in Eukaryota, Fungi, Ascomycota, Eurotiomycetes, Eurotiales, Aspergillaceae.